Messenger RNA from Schizosaccharomyces osmophilus, 1077 nucleotides. RefSeq names its product UDP-glucose 4-epimerase Uge1 (gene uge1). The record is from RefSeq and is a predicted model, not a curated record. Lineage: Eukaryota; Fungi; Ascomycota; Schizosaccharomycetes; Schizosaccharomycetales; Schizosaccharomycetaceae. Gene Ontology annotation, molecular function: UDP-glucose 4-epimerase activity. The transcript has 3 exons. Bases 1 to 1077 code for a protein of 358 amino acids. Gene Ontology annotation, biological process: beta-D-galactose catabolic process via UDP-galactose, Leloir pathway. Gene Ontology annotation, cellular component: cytosol.
AUGACUUGGGAAACUAGUAAUACUGUCUUAGUGACCGGCGGCGCUGGAUAUAUUGGCUCUCACACGGUAAUUGUCUUGCUGGAAAAGGGAUAUAAUGUCGUUAUUGUUGACAAUUUAUGCAAUUCCAGAUAUGAAGCCAUCAAGCGAAUCCAAAAGUUGACAGGAAGAGACCUUAUUUUUUACAAGGUGGAUUUGUUGAAUGAGAAAGACUUGGACGAGGUCUUCGUGAAACACCCCAUUUCCUCUGUUAUCCAUUUUGCAGGGUUAAAGGCAGUGGGCGAGUCUGUCAAGAUCCCUUUGGCCUAUUACAAAAAUAACAUUACUGGCACUGUUCAUUUGUUGGAAUGCAUGAAGAGACAUAAUGUGAGAGAUUUUGUUUUUUCUUCUUCUGCAACAGUUUAUGGUGAUCCCACUCGUCCAGGCGGAACCAUUCCUAUUCCAGAGUCCUGUCCUCGUGAAGCUGCCAAUCCCUAUGGGAAAACCAAGCUCUUCAUUGAAAACCUUAUUGAGGAUGAGAGCAAAGCUUCCGGAUCGCUCAACGCCGCACUUCUCCGCUACUUCAAUCCUGGAGGUGCUCACCCAACUGGUGAAUUGGGUGAAGACCCUCUGGGCAUCCCUAACAAUCUCAUUCCUUACAUUGCGCAAGUUGCGGUUGGCCGUCGGGAGUAUUUGAGCGUCUUUGGGAAUGAUUAUCCAACACCCGAUGGAACUCCUAUUCGAGACUACAUUCACGUUUGCGAUCUCGCAGACGCUCACGUUGCUUCUUUAGCCUAUUUGCAACGUAAUUAUGUUGGAUGCCGUGCUUGGAAUUUGGGCUCUGGAACUGGCAGCACUGUUUUACAGAUUCAUCAUGCCUUUUCCAAGGCAGUGGGAAUGGAACUUCCUUACGAGAUUACCCCUAGGCGAGACGGCGACGUCGUCAAUUUGACAGCCGAUCCAAAGCGCGCUAAUGAAGAGCUCGAGUGGAAGACCAAUCGAAGCAUUGAUGAAAUUUGCGCUGAUGUCUGGAAAUGGCAACGUAAGCAUCCAUAUGGAUUUGACUUUUAUAAGGCAAACUCCAGUGCCAAUUCCAAUUAG